Messenger RNA from Ceraceosorus guamensis, 7861 nucleotides. RefSeq lists its product as hypothetical. NCBI's taxonomy places the organism in Eukaryota, Fungi, Basidiomycota, Exobasidiomycetes, Ceraceosorales, Ceraceosoraceae. The coding region runs from base 158 to 7717 and encodes 2519 amino acids. The transcript is spliced from 3 exons. The record is from RefSeq and is a predicted model, not a curated record.
AGCUCCUUGCAUAGCUGAGCCGCAAACAUCAGGGCCUGGCCUCGGCAAAGCACGGCGCCUGAGAUCUGGCGACCGCUGACAUCCAGCCGCGCCUCGCGGUCACGUCGUUCGAUCCCAUCUGUGACGGUGGAUCGGCUGUGUAGGUGACAUUGACGUGAUGGCUGCCGGGGCCUCAUACUCCUCGCUCCGCAAUGCGGCAGCAGGUGACGCUUCGCCUCCACGAGUGCGAAAUCGUCGGAGGACGAACACGCGAAGCCGCCGUCUUAGGCGCGCACUUCUAUUGAAGAACGCGAACAGCAGCGGAAGCCUGACCAGCAGCAAUGGUAGCGUGGGUCGUGCUGCUGCUGCUGCUGUCUCUGCCACCUUGCGAGCAAGGAAGGGCCGCGCAGCCCUUGGUCAAGGUACGGCCGACACAUGCGUCGAUGAGGAGGAGCAGCAGGCUUCUUCUUCGAAGGCAGACGACGUGAAGAAGCACAAGGAGUCGAGAACGCGUCGAUCCUUGUUUCUGAGACCCAUGACUCUGCCGAGAACGUUUAUGACCUCAUCGCGACGAGAUCAACAUCCAUCCGGUCGUAGUGAUGAGCAUCAUCACGAAGGUUCAUCGCAUCGGCCGCAAGGGCUGUCUCAGCCAUCAGCCGCAUCCAGACGCGCAACUCUUUCAUCAUCUGCCUUGUCUCAAGAUGGCGUCUCAAGGCACGCGCCCAUGGCAAACGAGGCGCCUGCUGCUGCAUCAGCUGCUCAUGCACGUCGUGCAGACGCUAGCGCGUCUCACCCAUCAACUGCCCAACUCCACCAGCAGCAGCAGCUUCAGGCGCAGCAGCAGCAGCAGCAGCAGCAGCAUCAGCCACAGUAUCAGCAGCGGCAGGCGCAGGACGAGCGUUCUGCCGUGGGCAGCGAAGCUUUGCGGCAUCCCGCUGCGAUGCUGACGCGGAGAUUAAGCACAACUUUCGCUCUUGGUGCUCGCACUUCCACUUCUUCACUCUCAUCACCCCAACCGUGCCGCGGGGCGCAAUCGUCCACCUCCCGUCAACAAGGUCAGAAGUCUCCCAUCUUGACCUCCACGCAGUCCGCAGGCGCUUCAAGUAAUUCCGCUCUGUAUUCUCCGCUCGCGCGCGUCACGGGACUCCCCGAUCCAAGCACCCACCACCGGCCUCCCUCACACGUCGCUUCGGGCCUUCCGAACUCGGCCUUCUCCUAUAUUGUAGGCCCCAACAUCGAUCAGCGCGGGGCACAGACAGCUGAAGGCUUCCGCACCAAUUGCUCGCCUAUCUCGCCGGACAUCGACACUUUCGCCACGCCAGUGCUCUCCCGCGCCGCCUCGACUUCACGACGCGGAUCAAUUCCGGGAAAUUCAUCGGACGUGUACGAGCCGAACCUGGUGCAUGGGAUCUGGUCAGCGAAUGCUAGGCAUCCGACGUCGCUUCCUCCCCCGCCUCGAAGCCCCUCUGGGUCCGCAGGCCGACGCCGUGGAGAGGAGCUGAGGAGAGCCAGUCAAAUCAGCGAACUGGACCUCACCAGGCCGUUGAGCGGUACCAGUCUCAUUGGAGUACUUGCCACUGCAUCUGAUCAUCCGCCAGCUCGUACAUCAGCGGGAACUUCAGUCCUUCAUCCUUCAUCCUUUCGAUCGCGCCCGAGCGUGCUGCCAAAGUCGGAAAGCAGCAACUCUCUCGCUGCUGUACUUCAGGGUCUUGGCGUAGGCGGAGGCAGCGGCGCUGAGGUUACGGAAGCAAAGCCGGGGCAGUCCAACAGAGCCCCUCGCAGGGCCACCGUAAGUCACUCGCCCUCGCCCGCCACACCCUCAGUAGCGAGCGCCUCGGGCGGUCCGCUCGCGCAGCUUAGGGCCCUUGCUCCGCGAGAUACCAACGCGCAGCGAGCCAUCGUACCAACUUCUCAGCGUUCGCACCCAGGGCACUAUACCACGCGUCAGCAGCGAUCCCACUCGUCGCCAGUGAAAGUGCGACCCUUUUCGGCCCUUGAAGCUGACGUUUUCUGGCAAGAGCCUCGCAGCGGUGUUCGGCUUCGAGAGAUUGGACGCGACGACCGAGCGCCCAAAGCUCUCGCGCAACUUGCAAGUACCGGCAAAGGAACUGAUUCGCACCUCGAUCCCGAAUUUGUGCCGCCUAGUUGGGCCACUGCACUCGACGACAGCCCAUCAAGCGGCCCCAAGCGGGUCGUUGCGCUAUUUGGCCGCCCAGACGGGUCUCCGCGUCAUCUUCUGGGUACGAGCCGGGCUGCAGUAGAUUCGUAUCUGCCAGACCGCAGAGAUCAUCAAGACGACCACCUGCAAGGCGCUUCCGUACCAGCCCCUCGGUCGUCACCAAGCACUUCGCGUCUGCAUUUGUACUCGAACAGGCGACCGGCCUCCGUUUCCCAUCUGGGUCGCAACGUGCUUUCGCCCUCCACGCCGCCGCAUCCUAGCCGACUUCGUCAUCGUCGCACAUUCUCAGAUCCCUCUCCAUCACCAUCUCCGCCUCGACAAGGCUCUCGAAGCGACUUGGUACCCGUUGGUCACGCGUCAGCAACCCAUCAGAGGCUGUCUGGUCCUGAGAACGUACCGGCCCCAGUUACAAAGCAAGCGCGGCCUCAGUCCCAUCCACCAGCUCACCUGAACAGGAACCGCCAUCGCAAGCGGGAUUCGGGCUCAAGUUCGCUGCUGCAAGGCCGCCUCUUCAGCCUCUUUUUGCCAUCGCGCUCGGAAAGCAGGAGCACGCGAGCAGGCACGCCCCCGACCUCCCCGUCACAGCGGGACAGCAUCGGCAUGGCGGUCGCUGCUAUGGCUCCAAGCCAAAUGCCAGCUUCUUCUGGCAAUGACGCCUCGCGCCCAUCACGCAGCGUCUCUCUUAGCGGACCAAGCAAGGGCGCCGGUCUCUCGACUCGCCCACGAGGUGGCUCCAACGCUUCCAGAAGUGGCUUGCCUCGGCUCUUGAGCUCUCCGUCCGGCUCCACGUCAGCCACAGGCUCCGGGCAUCCCAGCUCACAACAUCCAUUGCUGCGGGCACCGAGUCGCUCCUCAAUCGUAGAUCAUACGCACGCUACGAAUGCCAGCCUGACCCUGCACAUGCCCGAGCGCGAUAUCACGGCUGCGCCACCACCCGUGAUAGAGGAGGAAAAUUCUCCCCCUGCAGCUUCGCGAAUCAACGGGCGAUCAAUGCAGCAGAGAUCAGUGGUGCGUGGGGAAGGCAAGCGGGCAGAAAGCGAAGGUGCCAGCUUAGGCAAAAGAGACAAGGCUGCAGUAAGGGAGGAGCUAAGAAGCAUCUCCUCUCGCAAAUCGCCACGCGCAGAAGCAGCUGCAUCACCUCGUAGCACGUCUGGAUUCUUGUCCAUGAAGCGUAUGUUUGGACGAAGUAAGUCCACCUCUGUCAGCAAUGGAACUCGGACGGACCCUUCGCGGGGCUCUGCCACUGCACAGUCGCGUCCCGAGGGAUUGCCAGAGGAGUCAAGCGAGUUCGGUGGUCUGAGCGAUGAUCACAAAUCCAAGGGGAACAGUGGCUCGACACGAACGUCGCGUGACUCGUCCAGAAGCCUAAACAGCAGAGGCCUCUUUUCCUCCUUUCGCUCUCGCGACUCGCCCCGCCGCAAUAAGAUGGAGCUGAGUGCCGCCGAGAAUAAUGGCCAGAGAUCGACACGAGUGGGGUCCGAAGCUGCUCCAGCUGCCGCUUACGCCGCUCGUGCCACCCUGAGCCCGGCCAUGGAAGCGCCGCUCCGAAACGGUGGGCGUAGAAGUUUAGACUCGGUGACCAGUAGUCACGUUGGCCAGGCGGAUAGGGAAGGCUUUGCGCGGUCGACGACACCGACUUUCGCAAACACCGGCGUACACGCUGCUGGACCCAGCAGAUCCCUGACAUUGCAAGCGCUGUCGAGCGCUUCGACCUCACCGUAUGGUUCGCUGGCCUCUGAACAGGUUAAAUACCCCAGCCGAGCUCAGACCUCCUUCUCCGAUGCGCUGCUUUCGAGACAGAGCACGCCUGUUGGGGUCAUGCAGCGCGAUGCGAGCGCAUACAGCACCUCUACCGAUGAAGGAAUGGGCAUCGCACUUACUGCAGGCUCCUCAACAGAUCUCCUCACUAAUUCGUACGGCACUCAAGCGUCUCGAGAUCCAAGGCCAGCUGUGCCGAAGAUGUGGCAGCUUUCUCGAUCGUCGCGGAACAUGGGAGACAUGGAGGACUCUGAGGAACAGCCAGAAGAGGCUCGCACUGCUGCUUUGGCCUUCCCCGACUCGCACGGAGAAGGGUCGCGCAUAGAUGCGCAUUCCCGCUUCACAACCAUGACGUCCAUCGCUUCAUACCGCACUGCGACGUCAGGAUACGCAGAUUCUCGAAGAGGAGAUCUGUCUACGAUCGCAGACACCUCACGCGGGGACUCUACGGGCAGCCGUGGCGUUGCUUCAAACACCGCACCCAGCACACAAGAUUCGGCUGCUCUAUCUGAUCUCAUCACGAACUUGCAGCGAGGAGAGCGCUCGCCGAACAUCGCUUCGUUCUCAUCCAGCGCUGAACGCGGUCACGCGGCGCCAGCAAUUGCCGCAGGACCCUCGCCGACCCCACAGCUCACCCCUGCGAGCUCAGAGCGGGAGGAAACCAUGCGCCGCAUUUCAGAUGAAACAUCUUUUGACAGUCCUUCAGUAGACUCGGCGCAUCGGCGAAGGAACACUUUCGGUGGCGGACCCGAGGCGGCUGCCACAGGAUGGCGAACAGAACGCUCGACGCGCGACUCUUCUCAAAGAGAUCGUGUGCGUGACCUCGAAAACAAUAGGGAAUCGAUCGGCGAGGCUCGCGCGAUCUCACCUAAUUUGGAGGCUUCCCUGUCUCGCCGCGACUUGUCAGUCCAAGAAAUUGAAAGCGACCUCGCAGCAGUGGAGAGAGCUUUGCAGGACCACAGCAUCGCAGGAAGUUUCGACCCUUCCUCUCUGCGGCGCAGGAUUGGCCCGCCAAAUCACCCGGAGACAUCGAUGUCCUUGCGGUCGCUAACAAGAGAAGGUGCGCCUGAAGAUGCGAGCGAGGGGUCGUUCGCGGGUCGCGUAACCCUACCUCCGGGCUCGGAACUCGCAAUCGCAAACGCCGUGCGCGACGUGAGACGAGCCAUCAGCUCAUCACAUCUACCAAGAAUACCCAGCGAGUCGGAUGUUGGACCGGCGGGGGCCACCGACUUGCCUUCAAGCCGGAGCGGCCCCUUGUCCCCAGUCACACAACGCUCGCAGCACGAGUCCACGCCCACGAGAAAUGCUCGAGUACGUCAGGAAUCGAUGCAAGAUGUGGAAGCUGCAUACACACGAAUGUGCGAGCUCGUGGCAUCAGCGGCUGGCAUCGUCGCUCCGUCACCCCAUCUGGGGGACGUGUCGUGGAGACGUCGCUCUCAACCACAACCUCCUGUUCGCGAGCCUGCAAAGGCCGAUUAUCGGACAAGGGUGCAGAGUUUGACCGCACUGUCGGCCCACGGUCAAAGUCUUGCACAGCAGCAGGCAAUGCACAAUGCUCGAGCAACGCGCCAGCAACUGCUGCGUGACGCAGAUGCGCUGUCGCGCAUACGGACAGUGCCUGAGGAUUUGGAGGCUUCAGAGCAUGCUGAACUACGAGGACGCUCGAGCAAUCUCUCGACCUCGUCUCGUCGUGCAAAUUCAGAAUCCCCUCAACGCCGCGUUGCCACCCGAGACCAGCGUAUCGUGAAUGGUACGAGAAGGCAGUCGCAUGGUGGUUCUGCCAGUGCCCACCCCACUCGCGUCAGCAUCGAUGCGCCCGAGUCGAGCACUGCAACGUUGAAGCGCUUCAGCAACGAGCCGGCAAACUCACAAGGAAGCGGAUCGGGAGGCACUGGUGCGUUCAGUACCUCUCCCUCUGCGACCAUCAAAACGCAAGGUACGCCACGUUCUCAAGAGGUCGAGAGCGGCCGACACAGCUCAGAAUAUGGAUCUACGAAGCAGUCUCCUCGCAACACGCGCGGCCGAGGAUCAAGCCGACCGUAUGAGCAGGGCGCUGAUGUUCGCGCACGUUUGCAAGGCCAUUCGCGUCACAACUCCACCGCCUCCUCGCAGCAAGCCGGGGAGCCGUUUCCGACAUUUGAGGCACGUCCCUUGGCGUUGGGGUCUUCCUUCCAAGAUUCACGCAGAGCUGCUGACGACACGAUGCGAAAGGCUCGUGCUCAGCUUGCUUCCGCUUCUAAUCGCAUCAGCGGCGUCACAUCUCCAACCUUAGCUUUCGCUGGAUACCGCAGACCAGAUUCUGGCUCAGUGCGCGACUGGACGACUGAUGUAGGCGCCGCGCGCUCGGCGAGUCGCGCGAGCAACGCUAGCUUGGGACUCAGCUCCACGCUUCUAGCACGAAGUCUUGCUCGCAUGGGAGAUGGUCGUGGCACUUCGUCUGCGCGUCAAGGCUCACAAGAAGGCAAUGAUAGCUUCACAGGCGAUCAGCUCCGAGGCCUUGCUUCGCCUGCUCCGUCGACGCUGAGCGCCAUGCAGCGACGUCAUGCGCUGGAGCGCGACAGCUUGAUGGACAUGCUCGAUCGUUCUCGGCAGGAAGGCGCCGAGCUUCGGAUCCAAAAUGAGCAGCUUAGGGGAGAUUUGCACCAGGAAGUCACGCGAGUCUUGGAGUUGGAGCGCAAUUUGGAGCGUGCCGCGCAAAGAGAAGGCGACCAGGAAAUCAGGAUUCAAAGUCUCGAGGACGAGCUCGCAAAGGAGCGACAAGAUCGUGUCAGAAUCAGCGAGCUGCUAGAAAACGUUCAACAGGCUCUGGACUCCGCCGCCAACGCUCGAGAGGCGAGCAGCGCCUUCAGCCCGACCGCGAGCUCAAUGAGCAUCGUGCAAGAGGAUCUUCAGCCAAUUUCUCACCGCGUCUUUGACAACCCUAGCGUCCUUGCACCAGGACCACCGAUCGACCACGAGGAUAGCUUGCUUCGCCGGCAAGGCUUCACUUCCAGCGCCCAAUUUGACAGCCGCGGCUCUAAUGGACGUCCUUCGUCUACGGUGCCUUCUAGUGAAGCAGAAGUGCCCCACAUCAGCAGGUCGAACAAGUCCCCCAGUCUGGAGUCCAUGCCCAGCGCGCUAGGUCUGGCCGUUCGAGAGCAUGAGAUGACAUGGUCGCUCGAGGACGAGGAGCCUUUGGAAGGAGCCUUCAGCGACGCCGACGAAGAACGGUUGACAGGGGAUGGGAAUGGUAGUGGACGACCAUCCAGCUUCCGCAGGCGUGCCCCUGGCCAGGACCGCCAGGCUUCUUUGGGCUCAAUAAGCUCCAAUGGCAAGCUCGCCGCUCCGGUCGCUCGGCGCCCUGGCCAAGGCGACGCGCUGGUGAAAGCGCUUACCCACGGCUCACCGUCGUCACCUCGCACGAGCUAUCAGCCUAGCAAGCGGACGACUCUGCCUGCCUCUUUAUCAGGCCCCUCGAUCCCGGCAUCUUCAAGCGGCACUACGGUGCAAGGCGCAGGUCUUUCAAGCUCAGCGACCGUCUCGGCAUUGCCCCAGAGCAACAGUCGACGUUCAGGCCUAGCAGAGCGCUUUGGGUAUAAAGGACCUGUCUCGACCGUCAGUCCUCGGCAGUCGAUGCAGCAACCCUCCACGCGCUCCCCCACCACGCGCAAAGUCUCCGCCGUUUCGGCCAACAGCAGGUUUACGGGCACAAGCGGUGGUGACACAAGCUGGACAGCACGCUCGUCGACACCGGACAAUUUGGAUUAUGACCCUAUGCGUCUCACCGCUGCGCAAAGCCGGCUGCUGGACGACUCGCAUUGACGUGGCAUUGUACUACAUCUCUUACCCCUUCUGACUUUCAUUGGAUCAUUCUUGGUUGUGCAACAUUGCUGCUGUCCUCUUUCACAUCAGAUUUGUCGACACUCCGCGUCAAUCAUCGCGAGAAAUCUCAUCCAAUUGCGUUUG